This is a messenger RNA of Raphanus sativus (radish), 915 nucleotides long. RefSeq names its product ESCRT-related protein CHMP1B. NCBI's taxonomy places the organism in Eukaryota, Viridiplantae, Streptophyta, Magnoliopsida, Brassicales, Brassicaceae. Gene Ontology annotation, cellular component: ESCRT III complex; multivesicular body. Bases 117 to 728 code for a protein of 203 amino acids. The transcript has 2 exons. Gene Ontology annotation, biological process: endosome transport via multivesicular body sorting pathway; protein transport; late endosome to vacuole transport. The record is from RefSeq and is a predicted model, not a curated record.
UCUUCUUAAAGAACAAAUCGUAAAACAAACGCGUCGAGACCUUUCCCCCAAAUUCAAAUAAAAACCCUAAUUAUCUAAUUGGAAUCUCCACCGAUAGAUCUGAAUCGAUUUUCAACAUGGGCAACACAGACAAGCUGAUGAAUCAGAUAUUCGACCUGAAGUUCACGUCCAAGUCUCUCCAGAGGCAGUCGAGAAAGUGCGAGAAGGAGGAGAAGGCAGAGAAGCUCAAGGUUAAGAAGGCGAUCGAGAAGGGGAACAUGGACGGAGCUCGGAUCUACGCCGAGAACGCGAUCCGCAAGCGUAGCGAGCAGAUGAACUACCUCCGCCUCGCUUCUCGCCUCGACGCUGUUGUGGCUCGCUUGGACACUCAGGCGAAGAUGGCUACCAUCACCAAAUCGAUGACUAACAUCGUCAAGUCCCUUGAGUCUUCCCUUGCCACAGGCAACCUACAGAAGAUGUCAGAGACGAUGGAUUCAUUUGAGAAGCAGUUUGUGAACAUGGAGGUGCAAGCUGAGUUCAUGGAGAACGCAAUGGCUGGUUCGACAUCAUUGUCAACUCCGGAAGGCGACGUCAACAACCUGAUGCAGCAGGUGGCAGAUGACUACGGUCUUGAAGUCUCUGUUGGACUUCCUCAGGCUGCUGGCCAUACCAUCCCUACUGCUACAGAGGAGAAAGUCGAUGAGGAUGAUCUGUCAAGGAGGCUUGCAGAACUCAAGGCCAGAGGAUGAACUAUCUGCCACUUACGACGAGAUCCUUAUCGAAAUGUUGCUACUAUUAUCUGCGAACACUGACGCAUUUGUGUAUAUUGCUCACUUUUGAGACUUGCUUUGUCUACUAACUUUAUAUUAAAAUAUUUGUGUUUGUUUUACCACUUCAAUGAUAUGAGUUUGUGCAACAAAAAAGUAACAUCCUUAU